Aureobasidium melanogenum CBS 110374 is the source of this 810-nucleotide messenger RNA. RefSeq lists its product as uncharacterized. Gene Ontology annotation, biological process: chromatin remodeling. The transcript has 2 exons. The coding region runs from base 1 to 810 and encodes 269 amino acids. Lineage: Eukaryota; Fungi; Ascomycota; Dothideomycetes; Dothideales; Saccotheciaceae. Gene Ontology annotation, cellular component: Ino80 complex. The record is from RefSeq and is a predicted model, not a curated record.
AUGGCAACCACGCCGUCGCAAAAACCAUCAGCUAAAUCAUCCCUCAAGCCUAACAAGAUCGUCAUUCUUCGUUUAGCUCCUCAUCUGCUUAAGAAGGUCAUCUCACCAUCUGAAGACGCUUCUGAGCCAUCAGCCACUGCCUCUCCUGCACCAGCUUCAACCCCCAUCAUCAACGCUCCUGCACCAGAAGCCUCGGAAACGAAUGGCACCCCUGCACCUGGCACCGAUGCCGCUGCCACAGACAACAACUCAUUAGCUCCUCCUACAGCAGUCAACGGCAAGAAGAAGGGCGUCCCUGGCCCCAAACCUGGAACAAAGAGAACUGCUGCUCAGGCAGAGGCAGGCCCGAAUGCAAAGCCUAGGGGAAAGCCCGGUCCCAAGAAGAAGCCUCGUCUGGCUGACGGAACCAUUGACAGAACUGCUGAGGGCACAAAGAAGGGUCCAUUCGGCGGUGUGAAUCCCAUAGCUACACACAAGCUAGGCCCCAAAGCCAAUACGGGUGCCAUCAACGCUGGUCUUCGCGCUCUGGACAGAUCAGGCAAGCCAUGCCGAAGAUGGGAACGCAAGGGUCUUCAACUCAAGAGCAUAUCCGGUGUUGCUUGGACGGUUGGAUCAUGGGCCGCACCGCUCAAGGACACUUCGUCGUUCAGCGGCGAUGUCAAGAGUGAGAACUCGUCCAGCAGUCAAGCAGAUAAUGCUAGGCUUGCCAGCAGUGCACUCCCUAGCGAAAGGAGCAACAGUGGUGAAGGAGCCAAAGCAGACAACACUCUCGAGAGCUCACCAGCACCGGCAUUGGCUGUUGAGGCAUGA